Messenger RNA from Cryptococcus wingfieldii CBS 7118, 1806 nucleotides. Its product is annotated as TKL/LISK/LISK-DD1 protein kinase. Gene Ontology annotation, biological process: protein phosphorylation. The record is from RefSeq and is a predicted model, not a curated record. NCBI's taxonomy places the organism in Eukaryota, Fungi, Basidiomycota, Tremellomycetes, Tremellales, Cryptococcaceae. The transcript has 10 exons. Bases 1 to 1806 code for a protein of 601 amino acids. Gene Ontology annotation, molecular function: ATP binding; protein kinase activity.
AUGGACUUUGAUAUCGUCCCCUACGAGGAUAUCGUCUGGGGCCGCAAGCUGGGGUCAGGAAGCUUCGGCUCGGUAUACCAAGGAUCGUACCUCGGUAUCGACAUCGCUGUCAAGGAGAUCCUGCCCUCGAACGAGUACGAUGUCCACAAGUACUUUGAGCGGGAAUGGCGGAUCAUGCGUGAAUGUCGGCACCCCAACAUUGUCCUCUUUCUUGGACUGUGUCAAGCGCCGGAGCAUAAUGGCCGGGUGUUCAUCGUCUCUGAGUUUGUCCCAUGUGGCAAUCUGCGACAGUACAUCUUGUCCUCCAACCCGUUCCCGUGGCGGCUCCGAUUAUCUUUCGCAACGGAUGUUGCCCGGGCCAUCGCCUACCUGCAUGCUCGGCAGUGUAUUCAUCGCGACCUGAAGGGAGAAAACCUGUUGAUCACCAGCAACCAACGCAUCAAGGUCACAGACUUUGGGUUUGCUCGGAUCGCCUCCAGGAAUGAGGAGGAGCUGAAGCGAAUGACGUAUUGUGGGACUGAUGGAUACAUGAGUCCCGAGAUUAUCAAUGGCGGUGACCUGAACCUCCCCACCGAUGUCUUUUCGCUGGGUAUCAUCUUCAUCGAAAUCAUGUCCCGACACGUCGUGGACUCCAAGCAUUUCACCCGUCAAGCACCCUCCUUCGUCCCUGACCCCACCGAAGUGACUGCUCGCGCUUCUCCUGGCUGUCCCAGGGCAUUCAUCGAUCUUGCUCUCGCAUGCACCGCCGAAGAUCCCGCAGACCGGCCCAAAAUGACUGAAGUCCUCUCACGUCUUCGGAGUAUCGAGCUCCAGGUCUUGCAAUGGAUGGACGAGCCGGGCGAGCAUGUGGGUUCUAUCAAACUUCAUCGUCGAGAAGGAAAGCGGGCUAUGCCCGUCUUCGACGCUCCUCAGGCGCCAGAAACAGUCGCAGAUCCAGAAGAAGAUGAGGAAAAGAGAGCUGAAGAGGAGGCCUUGAAGCGACUAGCAGAGAUGAGGGUCGACGUCGAAUCCGGACAAGCGGCAGUGGGCGAACGGGAUACGGCCGGAGACGUGGAGGAAAGGUGGAGGACGGCCAGGUGGAAGGAGCCGAGGAGCUUUGCGACCUAUGUCACCGCCGCAAGCGCUUUUACAGGCCACCAGCCCUUGAUCGAAAGCACACCCUCCUCUAUCAACCCAUUCAUCAACCCGUCCAUCCAAAACUCUCACUCCUCCUUCAACUCGGAUGCCGCCAGGUCUCCGACGCAAACUGCCUCUGUCCUCCAACCAGCGACCCCCUUUGCCGAGGAGACAGUGUCAACAAUGACUAUCAAGAACGGUGGUACAGCCGCAGCUACUGUAACCCCUACUUCGCCCACCUCCCCCGGUGCGCCGGUCGGUGCGACGCAGGAUCAUCCUUACUCUACUCUCGUCACCCACUGUGGAGGAAGUGAUCCGGAUGAAGAGGCGCAAGAGAUGCAUAGCCCUCCUAUUGCGAUUCCGACCCCUCAGUCUCCAAGGUCUCCCUCUCGAACGCGGAAAAUUGUAAACAACAACGCGGCUACCCAUCGAUUUACUCUAGUCGAUAGAGACCCCAUCUCACUGGUUGGCAGGAAGCCUCUAGCCUCGACCUUGACCUCGACCUUCACCGCACUUUUACCUCGCAAACCGCCCUCUUCCCCAGGCGGCAAGGCAGCCCCUGCCUCAUCAAAGAAACCGACACAGGGCUUCGGCGGCAUAUCGAGCUCCAAAUGUGCCGUCUGCUCGAAAAGGAUUGGCCAGAGGCCUGCGAUGCAAUGCGACGACUGCCAUGGUAAGCCGCAGUCCUAG